GUAGACUUUAAGGUAGCAGCCGUUGAAAGUUGACAACACAACAAACUCUUCAAGCACAAAUUUUCCCCUUGUCCGAACACAGAAGAAGAAGAAGAAGAAGAAGAAGAAACCCAAGAAUUAGAGAUGCAGAUGCCCAAAACCCCUAAUUGGGGGCCUCUUCAAUCAUCCUUGUUGUUGACUCUUUUCUUACUUUUGAUUACAGGUUUGGCAGAUACCUCAUCAACAUCAAAUGAAAGUAAAGGGAAAAAUCAUUCAUCCAGAAUUUCCACCGGAGUGAGACUAGUGAUAGUGUGCCUUGGAAUUUUAGCUUCUGUUGGAUUUUGUUAUGUCCUUUUCAAGAUAUGGCAGAAGAAGAAAAGGGAAGAGCAGCAAGCUCGUCUCCUAAAGCUCUUUGAAGAAGAUGACGAUCUUGAGGUUGAGCUUGGGAUUCGGGAUUGAGAUUACAUUUUCUCCAUCUAUAACACAGUGCGUUCUAGAAGAGGUGCGACCACUGUCAUUUUACAGCAAAUUGGGGUUGUUUCUUUUUAGUUUGUAUCACAACAAUAAUUAGUCUUUGCAUUGUGUAUAGUUGAAGAUUAUUUGUAGAUUAUAUUCUUGUUUUAGCUUGUAAGGUAUUUCUUAAUUGACAUUCAUACAAUGCUAAAAACGCCUAUAAUCUGCAAUGGUUACAUGAAACUUCCAAGGAGUGUAAA
Molecule: messenger RNA, 692 nt
Organism: Solanum stenotomum
Lineage: Eukaryota; Viridiplantae; Streptophyta; Magnoliopsida; Solanales; Solanaceae
Exons: 2
Coding region: 124-438 (104 amino acids)
Source: RefSeq, a predicted model, not a curated record